Messenger RNA from Mesocestoides corti, 306 nucleotides. The record is from the annotation of a GenBank genome assembly. Lineage: Eukaryota; Metazoa; Platyhelminthes; Cestoda; Cyclophyllidea; Mesocestoididae.
AUGGAGCAGCUGGCAAUUGAAUGGGUCAACCGCUGUGAAUACAGGCAUCCAAAUCGCACUGGACAGAACCUCGCGACUGCCGGUGGUUUCACGCCGAAUCUGACACAAAUGGCUGAAGGCUGGUACAGUGAAUUUAGGGACUACAACUAUACCAACAAGUCCUGCUCUAACGUUUGCGGUCACUACACUCAAAUGGUGUGGGCGACGACAGUUGGCCUUGGAUGUGCAAUGAAGCAAUGCGACGAUAUUAGACCUGGCUGGCCCAAGCCUAUUUACCUCAUGGGAUGUCAUUACGAACCUGUGUGA